GACACGCUGUGGCGAGGCUGCGAGACAAGUUAGGCUAAGUCCACACUUGGGAUUUGCCAUUGCAGCCCACUUGCCCACGAAAGCCUCCUGUCUAGCGUUAUCCUUCAUUAUGGUAGCCUGAAAUCGCUUCGCAUGAUCAGCUGCUCACGAGGAGCCGGUUUCUUGACACCGUCGAGCUACGCGCUGCUCCGAGCGCCGAGCCUCUGCCCCAGCGCCUCUCGCUCUGGACGUGGUGUGGAAGCCGACCUGGAGCAGAUUCCCGCAGCCGCUGGCGCACGGGCACGGGCGAACGAGGAAGUUUUCAGGGUCCAGCACUCGCGACAGACACAGACCUCGCCUCGGCGGGAGCGUCCUCGCGCGCACCUGCUGGCGUUUUAUCUGAGCUGCUGGUAGCUUCUUUAUUCUACCUCUGAGCGGCGCCCCGGAACAGCUUGGGCGCUUAACGGGCGACCAUCGGUCGCUGACCUAGCCCGCGAGCCUCCAACACACAUCCAACUGCUGAGCGGAGUGCAACAAUAACUUAGCGCGCUUCACUGGUUAUUGCGUGCGAGUCUCGGUGGCCUCGGGAGUAAAUGAGCGACAUCCACGGCGGGCAUAUGGCUGGUUUCGGUGCCACGCCCGCCACGGCGGCGUGUAGCACCGGCCAAUACCCUGAUUAUAGCUCGCCCUUCGCUGGGUCUCAGGCGUUCUGGGGCGGCGGUCGUCAGGAUGCCCCCCUGCACAACUACGACGGACUCACGUCGGCGGGCAGCGCUGGGCUGGUGGGCCACAACGGAGGCUAUGCGCCCUCCUCCGCUCCCUCGCCGCCGCGGCAGUCGGCUUGGGGCCAGCCCGAGUCAAUGCAGGCGCGCCGGGAGAGCUCAGUCAGCGCCUUUGGCGCGGCGGUUGCUCCUUCUGCGCCCAUGACAGGCCACCCGCAGCGUCAGCACCAGUCGCAGAGCCAGCAAUCUGCCAACGGCUACCCCCAGCCGCGCUACCUGCCGCCAGCCGGACAGCUUGCGGCCUCUGGACCCUCGACGGCGCCCUUCUCCAACCACGGCCAAGUCAACAGCCAAGGCAACGGUUACGGCAACCAGCCGUACAUGCAUCCGCGGGCCGCAAACGGUGCUUGCCCCGGCCAGUUCGCGGGCGGCCCCGUGGAUCCGACCGGCAGCUACCAGCACCACGAGCACCACCAGCAGCAGUACCACCACCAGCAACACAACCAGCAGCAAUACCACCAGCAGCGGCAACACCAGCAACAGCAACACCACCAGCAGCAACACCAGCAGCAGCAACACGUGCAGCAGCAACACCAGCAGCAGCAAUACCAGCAGCAGCAACACCAGCAGCAGCAUUACCAGCAGCAGCAACAAUCCCAGCAGCAACAACAGCUGCACUACAACCCGCACGCGCGCCAGCGCAGCGCCGAGACCUUCGGCCCGCCCGCCCUCGGCUACGGCCCAUGCGCCCCACCUCCUCCCGGCCUGCCGCUUGCAGCUCCCUCCCCCUCCCAGUCGCCCUCCCUCUCCGCCUUCUCCUCCACCUCCGGCUCUGGCAUUGCCGCCCUGGCGGCCGCCGUCCUGAGUUGCGGCGGCGGCGGCGGAGCCGCCGCGGCGCACAACUACUUCGCCGCUGGCAAACGCCGCUCUUCCUCGCUGCGCGAGCUGCCGCCGCUUCGGCCCGAGAGCGAGUUUGACUGGGAGCUGGAGAUGCGCGCAGCCAGCCUUCUGGGUCCUGAUGAGGACGACGAGGACGAGGCCGGCGGCGCCGCUGGGGCUGGUGGCGCUGGUGGUGGCGGCGGCGCGGCGGGCGCGGGCGGCGGGCUGCUGGGUGUAGUGGACAUGGUGAAGUUCGAGCAGCGCAUGGCGAGGAUGAGCUCGGCGGCCUGGACGUCAACGCGCAGUAGUAGCUUCGUCGCGACUGACGCCGCCGCGCCGCCUCCGUUCACCAACGCCGCCGGCGGGGCCGGCGCUAAUGCCGCCAUGGGCGGCCCCUCCAGUGGCCCAUCGGCGGUGUCGCGUGCGCAGCAUUUGUUCGUGCGUGAGAGCGGCGGCCCUUUCUCUGGCCCCUUCUCUGGCCCCGGCUCGGGCGCCAAUGCUGCCAACAUGUAUGGCGCCGGCGGCACUGGGUGCGGGCACACAGGACCCCAGCAGCAGCACCACCAGCACCACCAGCACCACCAGCACCACCAGCAGCAGCCCAUGCAGCAGCCCAUGCAGCAGCCCAUGCACAUGCAGAUGCACAUGCAGGGCCCGGCGGCGCGGCCGUCCCUGUCCGGCGCGGCUGCCGGGGCGCCGCCACCCGCUACGGGCUGGGCGCCGCCGCGCGUCAGCGGCACCGGUGGCAACGGCAACGGCAUGGGCGCUGGCGGCGGCGCCAGCAUCCUCAACACCGUCAGCCAGUUGGCGUCUGGCCAGCAGCAGACGCUGCAGCAACAGCAGCCGCAUGUGCAGCAGCAGGCCCCGCUGUCUGUGCUGCCCCCGCCGGCGCCGCAGCAGCCCGGCGGCGGCGGCGGCAGCGGCGGCAGCAGCCAGCCAGCCUCACCCUGCAACGCUCCCGGCGGCGCCUGCUCGCCCAUGCAGACGGUGACCAGCUGCAGUGCGCCGCUGCCGCCCGCCGCCGCAGGCGCCGCCACCGCUCCCUGGGGCGCUGCGCCCUUCGCCGGCUUUGACGCCGUCGUGCCCGACCCUGCCGCAUCCCAGGUUGUGAAGCUGCAGGCCAAACGGCCUCGCUUCAUGAACGGCCCUGGCGCUGUUCCGCCGGCGAUGGCGGCUCGGCCGACGGCGAGCGGUGACCUCGACCGCCUGCCUCCCAGCGACGGCGCGGCAGCGGCUGAGGACGCGGCAACGCUGGCUAUCCGCCGCUCCAUUCUGCAGCGCGAAGCGCUUCUGAAGAACAUGGAGGCGCAGAUCCUGUGAUUGGUCCUGUGACUCCGGUCUCGCGUUUGUGCCGAUGCAUGCAUGAGACCCAGAUGCAGCACCCGCACCAGUACGCGGCGGCGGCGGCGGCGGAGGGUGCAGCGCUAUCCGGCAGGCGG
Chlamydomonas reinhardtii is the source of this 3019-nucleotide messenger RNA. RefSeq lists its product as uncharacterized. NCBI's taxonomy places the organism in Eukaryota, Viridiplantae, Chlorophyta, Chlorophyceae, Chlamydomonadales, Chlamydomonadaceae. The record is from RefSeq and is a predicted model, not a curated record. The coding region runs from base 573 to 2900 and encodes 775 amino acids. Gene Ontology annotation, cellular component: SAGA complex. The transcript has 3 exons.